This is a messenger RNA of Aureobasidium melanogenum CBS 110374, 3879 nucleotides long. Its product is annotated as DNA/RNA polymerase. Gene Ontology annotation, cellular component: mitochondrial DNA-directed RNA polymerase complex. Gene Ontology annotation, molecular function: DNA-directed RNA polymerase activity; mitochondrial promoter sequence-specific DNA binding. The transcript has a single exon. The record is from RefSeq and is a predicted model, not a curated record. Bases 1 to 3879 code for a protein of 1292 amino acids. Gene Ontology annotation, biological process: mitochondrial transcription. NCBI's taxonomy places the organism in Eukaryota, Fungi, Ascomycota, Dothideomycetes, Dothideales, Saccotheciaceae.
AUGCAGACAUCACAUGAGCCUAGACGGUUAUUCACGAACGGGCUCGCUAGCAAUGUCAACGACCUUGUGCAGAGUCUACACACAUGUCUCCGAGUGGAGCGUUUCGAGAGAGCUCGACUCGUCAUCGAAAAGUUGCGCCAACGCUGCCCCAGAGACUCAUUCGAAAUUCAACAUGCCCAUAACGCAUACCUCGAUGCAAGCCUAGCACAAAUCGAGAACACCCGAGGAUGGAGUACGAAAGCGGAAUAUUACGAGUCCAUGCGGGACUGGUUCGAGAAUGACCUUGUACAACAUGAUUAUCCCGUCGAGUCGCAUAUGCUAGUCGUCAUGAUGCGCGCUGCCAUGAACUCGCUGUCAAAAGCCAAGCAAGAACGCGCCAUGCGUCGAUAUGUAGAACUUGCAGAGGCCUCUGGACCGGAUAUGAUCGACGAGAUUUGCGAUGCCGACGACUUUACUGACGACGAGUUUAUGAGAAUCGGAAGCAUAUUACCCACGAUCAAGUCACGGCCGACAGAAAUCGAGCAGCCUGCCGAAACAAAUGAGCGACCUUCCCUCGAUUUGGAUGUCUACCCUAUGGCCGAUCGUACCGACAUACCCGCAGUACUAGAAGUUACCCAGAAAGGAAUGGGCCUGGCUUCUCUAAAGCAGGCUCUCGACGCUGCAUCACCCGCGCUCCAAGCAAUCACAUCGCUCGAGGAUAUGGAAAAGACCAGACUCACACCCGAGGAACGCGAGCGUCUGCUUGAAGAGAGCGCAGGUCUAGCUGCUAUUGCGCGCUGGAAACUCGAGGAGGAACAUUUGCAAAAGCUUGGUAUACACAACACUCUUGAGUCAAAGCCACUUGGCGCUCUGAUGUGGCAAUGGUACUCAGACUUGCUGCCUGCGCUGCGCGAGGAAAUAGAAGCCUGUCGUGAGGUCAUGGACAACCCCCCGAGAGACAAUACUGUCAAAGAUCAGCUCAUCUACGGACCUUUCAUCGAGGCUGUGCCUGUAGAACAACUAGCUGCGACCACUAUUCUCAGCGUCAUGUCUGCAUUCGCUAGCGGCAAGGAAAGGAGUACAGGCACCUACAACAGCAACCAGAGGCUUGGACGUCUUACAGCCAAUCUCGGAAAAUCCAUGCAGGACGAGGCCAAUGCGGAAGCUGCUAGACAACGUGCUGUUGCUGAGCGUAAAGCAAAGCUUGGUCGUACGCCCAAAAAGCAGCCAAAGGCGGCACACCCAUACUUCGAUCCGGAACUGCAUGUAUGGCCUAGUGACGUUCGCGUCAAGUUGGGUGCUAUGCUUGUCUCGAAGCUUAUCGAGACUGCCAAGAUUCCUGUCACCAGACAGCAUCCUAGGACAAAAGAGAUGGUUACGCAGACUCAGCCAGCUUUUCUUCACAAGACGCUUUACGAAUCAGGAAGAAAGCAAGGGUGGCUUUGUCCCAGUUCUGAGCUGAUUCAGAAACUCCAUCGCGAGCCUGUGGCUGGUCUGAUUGCCAAGAGACUUCCCAUGGUCGUCGAACCUAAACCUUGGACCAACUUCAGCAGGGGCGGUUACCUCAACUAUCCCACACCUGUCAUUCGUUUCUCUGGAGCAGAUAGUGUGCCUCGCGACUACGCCUAUGCUGCCAUUCAACGAGGAGAUCUUGACAAGGUGUUUGAGGCUCUCAACGUUCUUGGCAAGGUGCCUUGGAAGGUCAAUGAGAACGUGCUGCGUGUGCAAAUCGAGGCGUGGAACACUGGCGAGCCUAUCGCCAAUUUCGCUCCUCUAAACCCAAAGCUAGACCUGCCUCCCGAACCUGCCGACAAGUCUGAUCCCCAAGCGCGUCGUCAGUGGUUACAGACUGUCAAAGAUAUCGAAAACAUCAAAGGCGGCUACCAUUCACAAAGAUGUUUCCAAAAUUUCCAGCUUGAAAUCGCCAGAGCUUUCAGCAAGGAGAAGGUGUACUUCCCUCACAACAUUGACUUCCGUGGUAGAGCUUACCCUAUCCCACCUUAUCUCAACCACAUGGGUGCCGACAACGCUCGUGCUCUAAUGACCUUUGCCAAUGGAAAGGAGCUUGGUGAAGUCGGAUUGAGAUGGCUCAAGAUUCAUCUGUCCAACGUCUUUGGUUACGACAAAGCUAGUCUGUCAGAGAGAGAGAAAUUUUCUGAGGACCAUAUGGACGACAUUCGCGACUCAGUAGCUAACCCUCUGGGUGGCAGGAGAUGGUGGCUUCAAUCUGAGGAUGCAUGGCAAACUUUGGCUGCGUGUUACGAGCUGAAAGCUGCCAUGGACCUUCCUGACCCAACCAAGUAUGUUUCGCAUCUUCCAGUACACCAGGAUGGUACUUGCAAUGGUCUCCAGCACUAUGCAGCUCUUGGUGGUGAUACAGCUGGUGCACGUCAAGUCAACCUGGAACCUGGAGACAGGCCUUCCGAUGUCUACACCGCCGUCGCUGAAGGAGUCAAGGCAGAGGUCGAGAAGGACUAUGCCGCAGGUCAUCCUGUAGCAACUUUUCUCAGAGGCAAAAUUACUCGCAAGGUCGUCAAGCAGCCAGUCAUGACCAACGUUUACGGUGUCACCUACUUCGGCGCCAGAGAGCAAGUCAAGAAACAGCUUGAAGAUAUCUUCCCCGAGAUUCAUCGUCACGAUGCCCUAGAUCAUCUCACGCUUGCCUCUUACAUCGCUAAGAAGAUUUUCAAGUCUCUAGGUGAGAUGUUCAGGGGUGCGCAAGCAAUUCAGACAUGGUUGGGAGAUUGCGCAGACCGAAUUUCUACUUGCGUCACACCUGAGCAGAUUGCGUCUAUGCAAAAAGACAACUCAGAAGGCAGAUCCGUCAUCCCAGAGAAGUCUGCAGGUGGCAAAGGCAAAACAAAAGCCGUCACGGCACAGCGCAUGGAGGCGACGAAGCAUCUGUUCCGAAGCUCUGUCAUCUGGACCACUCCCCUUCGUCUCCCUGUCGUCCAGCCUUACCGCACUUCAAAGCGCCGCCAGGUCAAGACCAAUCUCCAGAACAUUGCCCUGCAGGAGCCAUCUGCAAUCGAUCCUGUCAGCAAGCGUAAGCAACUGCAAGGCUUCCCUCCCAACUUCAUUCAUUCUUUGGAUGCGACGCAUAUGAUGUUGUCCGCUAUUAAAUGCGAUGAGAACAACAUCGCCUUUGCCAGUAUUCACGAUUCCUUCUGGACUCAUGCUUGCGACAUUAACCAUUUGUCUGUUGUUCUCCGCGACGCUUUCGUUGCCAUGCACACUGAAGAUGUCGUCGGCCGCCUGCGCCAGGAAUUCAUUGCUCGUUACAAGGACUGUAUGUACCUUGCUGCUGUUGAUGUUCGCACGCCAGUUGGCAAGAAGAUUCUCGCACUCCAGAAGAGCCGCCCCAAAGCAACCAAGAAGACCAAGCAGCUUCAGCCGACCUUGAUCCUUCAACUUUUGGAAGAAGUUGAACGCACACGCUUACUCAACAGCGAGAACCCAGAAGAGGUCGCACAAGGUGAAGAGAUGGUCACCUCUGGCAGCAUCUUUGCCGCUGAAGCCGAUGCUGAAGACGCGCUGACCGUGCCUACCGAGCUUGUAAAUGCACGUCUCGGUGAGAUCCCCGAGAACUCGGAUGUCUUGGGCACUUCCGAGUCUGGCAGUGAUGACUUGACUGAGCCCGUCUUGUCCGACCACGAUGAUCUCGACGUUACUGGCGACGACAAGGUCGCUAAAGCAGCCGAAGACGCUGCUAUCGAUAUGGAUGAGAGCGAAGACCACGUUCCCACUAUCGAAGAGCUGAAGAAGCGAGCUGUAAAGUCCGCAAAGAAGCCUCCAGUCAAGAAGGUUUACGUCUGGUUGCCGCUCAAGUUCCCUGAGGUGCCCGAGAAGGGUGACUUUGACGUGACAAGGUUGAAGGAGAGUCAGUACUUCUUCCACUGA